Messenger RNA from Dibothriocephalus latus, 687 nucleotides. Lineage: Eukaryota; Metazoa; Platyhelminthes; Cestoda; Diphyllobothriidea; Diphyllobothriidae. The record is from the annotation of a GenBank genome assembly.
AUGUUUGCUACCGUGGAGUUCAGGAAAAAAGCCAAAUCUCAACGCCGUUACAUGGCACGUUACCUGGUAAGCAGUGUCAAGCAGCUGAUGCUUGACGGACCCUCCAAACUAUCAGUAGUAAAGGCCGGCCGAUUUGGCACCAGUUUCAUCACUGCCGCCUCUCGAACUGCAAGCUCCCGAACUCCGAAUAUUACACGUGUGGCGGCGGUUAACCGAGCAGUCUCCUCUGCAGUAAUGGAGUAUAAGUACUCCAACAGUAUCGGUCGACCGCUUGCUAGCUAUCCGACGAUGACGAUGGAGUCGGUCAGCGUACGUACAGCGGACUGUAUUGAGCAAAACAUACCUGUUGCAGAACCGGAGGGCCGGGAUCCUAGCAGAUUUCUUCGACUGCUCGUCAGCCCUCCGAUGGUAACACUGGAGGCGGUGACAGUCGGUCGGGCAGCUUGCUUCCACCAGAGCCUGCCUACGGCGCAACUCCAGGGCCAAUACCCCGACAGCAUGGCUCAACUGCUCGCCAGGUAUAUUGCCAUGAUGAACUUCAUAAAUAAGGUCUACCUCCCAUCCGACGAUCACAAUGGAGGCGGUAACCGUACUUCAGGCAGAUUGUUUCAAGCAAAACUCGCCUGUUGCAGAGCUGGAGGGCCGGGAUCCUGGCAUAUUCGCUCGACUGCGCAUCAGAUAUAUUGA